Messenger RNA from Fraxinus pennsylvanica, 636 nucleotides. Lineage: Eukaryota; Viridiplantae; Streptophyta; Magnoliopsida; Lamiales; Oleaceae. The record is from the annotation of a GenBank genome assembly.
AUGCUGGGAGAAGAAGGUGAAACAUGGGACAUGUUUAAGGUUGCCAAGGACGAAUUUCCGGAAGAUAACGAGAUCGGAGAGUACGAUGGAUUCGUGAUCACCGGUAGUUGCAAUGACGCCCAUGGAAACGAUUUAUGGAUCUGUAAACUCGUAGCUUUGCUGAAGAAACUGGAUGCAAUGAAAAAGAAGGUUCUGGGCGUUUGUUUUGGCCACCAGAUAAUGGGACGAGCUUUGGGUGGCAAGAUUGGCCGCGCCAGUUCAGGUUGGGACAUCGGAGUCACACAAGUCCAUUUACAACCAUCAAAGAUUUUCACCUCUCUGAAAAUGCCUGCUUUCUUAUCUGUAUUUGAAUGUCAUCAGGAUGAGGUUUGGGAACUUCCUCCAAAAGCUGAAAUCAUUGCACGGUCGAACAAGACUGGAAUUGAAAUGUUUACAUAUGGUGACCAUUUUAUGGGCAUCCAAGGUCACCCAGAGUACACUGAGGAUAUCCUGUUGAAUAUCAUUGACCGUCUUUUCAGUCGCAAUCUCAUUGAGGAGUCUCUUGCAGAAGAGGCCAAGUCCAAGUUGGAGACUAGUGAGCCGGAUAGGAAGGCAUGGAAGAAACUGUGUACCACCUUUCUCAAAGGGAAAUUGUGA